ACGGACGCUGCUGCAAUGAACAUUCUCAACGUAACGAGUGGCGUUCAGAACAACCUUCUACAGUCAUAUUUCGGAGAGACGGGUAUAGAGUACACGAUCGGUAGGGUUCCGAUGGGUGGAUGCGAUUUCUCCACGCGCAAGUAUACGUACGACGACACGGAGGAUGACUUUAUGCUCUCGCAUUUUUCCCUUGCCAGCGAGGACCUGGAAUACAAAAUUCCUGUCAUCAAGAGAGCACUGUCCAUGUCGCGGUCCCCUAUCCCGCUCUAUGCGAGUCCGUGGAGUGCACCGGCAUGGAUGAAAACCAACAACGACCUCGCAGGUCAAGGGUCACUCAAGGGUCAGCCGGGCGGGCCUUACUACAAGACGUGGGCGAACUAUUUUGUGAGGUUUCUUGACGAGUAUGCCGCCAACGAUGUACAUUUCUGGGGAAUUACGGCGCAAAAUGAGCCGCUAGAUGGCAGGAUCAAGAACUUCUCGUUCAACGCGAUGGCGUUCACUGCCGAACAGCAGAGAGACUUCAUCGCCAGCGAUCUCGGGCCGGCACUCGCUGCCGGCGGCUACGGAAAACUUAAACUAAUGAUACUCGACGAUCAACGCCUCAUGUUACCGCAGUGGGCAAGAGUGGUCUUGUCCGAUCCCGAGGCGGCCAAAUUCGUGUCGGGCAUAGCUGUCCACUGGUACAUAGAUUUUCUCGUCCCGGUCAGCAUCCUCAGCGACACACAUAAAGAAUUCCCCGACACGUUCAUUCUUGCCACAGAAGCUUGCAACGGGGACCUGCCGUGGGACAUUCAGAAAGUCAAGCUCGGCAGUUGGAAGCGGGGCGAGAACUAUGCACACAGCAUUACCGAGGAUCUGAACAACUGGGCGAUUGGAUGGACAGACUGGAAUCUGGCAUUGAACACAAACGGUGGCCCGAACUGGGCGAAAAACUUUGUUGACAGUCCCAUCAUUGUAAACGCGGAGACGGACGAGUUCUACAAGCAGCCCACUUACUACGCGAUUGGACACUUUAGGUGAGUAUAACAGUUUACCAAACGCGUAGACACGAAUUAGUUUUUCCGAUAAGGCAGGAGCGACGUGACAG
Priapulus caudatus is the source of this 1087-nucleotide messenger RNA. RefSeq names its product glucosylceramidase-like. Gene Ontology annotation, biological process: glucosylceramide catabolic process. Lineage: Eukaryota; Metazoa; Priapulida; Priapulimorpha; Priapulimorphida; Priapulidae. The transcript is spliced from 6 exons. Bases 16 to 1020 code for a protein of 334 amino acids. Gene Ontology annotation, molecular function: glucosylceramidase activity. The record is from RefSeq and is a predicted model, not a curated record.